Daphnia carinata is the source of this 2453-nucleotide messenger RNA. Its product is annotated as prolyl 4-hydroxylase subunit alpha-1-like. The record is from RefSeq and is a predicted model, not a curated record. The transcript has 13 exons. Gene Ontology annotation, molecular function: iron ion binding; protein binding; L-ascorbic acid binding. Gene Ontology annotation, biological process: peptidyl-proline hydroxylation to 4-hydroxy-L-proline. NCBI's taxonomy places the organism in Eukaryota, Metazoa, Arthropoda, Branchiopoda, Diplostraca, Daphniidae. Gene Ontology annotation, cellular component: endoplasmic reticulum. The coding region runs from base 407 to 2041 and encodes 544 amino acids.
GUGGUAGGGUAAUAAACAACCCAAUACCAGGUAUUCUAUGUGUUUCACCUCUAAAAAAAACAAAGACGCGUCAUCACUCGGUUUAAUUGUGAGAAUAUCGGACUUUUUGAUGAGGUUCCCUUUGUUUCUCCUAAUUCCGUCUACCAGAGGCUUUUCAAAGAGGCAUUGGGAGUUAUUACCAACAUCGGCCAUACCAGCUGCGCUCAGAAUUGUGGAAUUCCUAGUCGUCCAAAGGAAGAGAAAAAUGGCCGGGAAAGAAAAAAACCUUAACCAGUCCAGGUACAACAAAGUCUGCUCACAGUUGGACGGCAAUCGUCAAGAAGUGCGGACGCUAACAAGAUUCUUCAACUUACAUUUAAUUCAAGACUUCAGGCCUACAGGUUAUAAUCUGAAACAAUAAAGAGGCAUGAUGGGUUCCAUUCCUGCAAGUUUCCUAAUAACAAUAACAGCCCUGCUGCUAAGAAAUCAACCGGUUGUUGGUGAUAUGUUUUCCGCUUCAGCCGAUUUGGCCAACACCUUUCGCCUUGAACAACAAGUGGUCAACGUGCUCGGAGAAUUAGUGGCCCAAACGGAAGCUAAAUUGGGAAUCAUUCGCCAAUAUCUGAAAGACUACGAGAGCGUCGUCGAAGAAAAAGCGGCUAGCGAAGAAGAGUUCAUGGAACGUGUUGCAGGGAAUCCGAUUCACGCUUACCGAUUGAUGAAACGACUCUAUUUCGACUGGCAAACAGUUGAAAAAGAAAUCAAAACCGACAAUUGGCGAAAUGCGUUGAGGCGGUUGGAACAGGUACGCAUGGGUGCAAAAUUCCCGAAAGAAGAGGACUUUUUCGGUGCAGCUCAAGCGUUAGUUCGUUUACAAGACACUUACGAAUUAAAUAUGACUCAAUUAGCAAGAGGAAAUCUUUGGGGAAGGCAAACACGAGCGGAAUUGACCGCACAAGAUUGCUUGUUUAUGGGAAAACACGCCUUCAACGCGGGAGCGUACGCUCGAGCAGUAGAGUGGUUUGAAGAAUCUUAUAUUUUGGCCGGACAGGAAAAUAACAGAACUCUAAGACAGGACCAAGUGAUGGAAUUUAUUCAGCACGCUAUCAACAUGCAUGACGAUACUUUGCAACAAACGAAAAAGCGGCAUCCGAUGGCUGUUCUAUCGCACACCAAUUCGUUCCGAUUGCCUUUGAAGGAGAAAUCGGCGGGCGUUCAGCGCAGCGAAAUCAUCCGCAGCCGAAAGUACAACGUGGGAAAGCACAUCACCGAUCAAGACGACGCCACUAAUUUCAACGCCCUGUGUAGGGGCGAAACGCUCUUGAACGAUAAGGUAUUGGCGCAGCUGAAAUGCUGGUACGAUUCCCGUCGCCAGCCUUAUUUUCUUCUCAUGCCAAUCAAAAUCGAACAGAAUUCAAUGGAGCCAGCUAUCUACACUUUUCACGAUGUCCUGAGUGAUGAUGAAAUCGAAACGAUUAAAGAAUUGGCCAAACCAUUGUUGGCUCGAUCGAUGGUGCAAGGCAGAACUGGGGCCGGACAUGAAGUUUCCAACGUCAGAACUUCAAAAACGGCCUGGCUUGCUGAAGGAUUACAUCCACUGUUAAACCGUUUAACUCGACGUAUUUCGCUUAUUACUGGCUUGAAAACGAAUCCUAUUCACGAUGAAGCUGAGCUACUUCAAGUUGCUAAUUACGGGAUCGGUGGUCAUUACGCACCUCAUCACGACUACCUGAUGAAAGGCAAAGCGGAUUUCGAGGCGAAAAAGAAAUACAUGCAUCAUCGAGAGCUUCAAGCUGGUGAUCGGAUAGCAACGUUUAUGUUUUACCUUAACGACGUGGAACGCGGUGGGUCGACGGCUUUCCCGCGGGCUGGCGUCGCUGUCAAGCCUGUCCGAGGCGGGGCAGCUUUUUGGUUCAAUUUGAAACGCAGUGGAAAACCUGAUCCUUUAACUCUUCACGGAGCCUGUCCCGUCCUAUUGGGUCACAAAUGGGUUAGCAACAAAUGGAUUCGAGAAACUGCCCAAACUUUCAACAGGCGCUGUACGCUGGAUGUCAACGAAUAAAGGAAAAGGUAAUUGCGACAAACAGACUUUUCUGGGGGAAUAAAUUAAAACCGACUAUAUUAUUGAUACGUAUAUGUAAGGUUAUGGACCUGUGGUAUAUGGAUAUUGUUUUGUCAUUAGUUUUUAUCGAUUCAAGGUUGUCACACAUAAUAGUAUAUUAUUUUUUGAAAUCUGGUUUUUGUUUUAAGUUGGCCUAGUCAAGAAUUUACUAAAUCUUCUUUAUGCAUUCAAAAAUGAAAUCCUUUUAUUGGCAACAAAACGAUUCACAAUUGAAUGUGCCUGUCUGAUGAAUGUAUUCGAAUUGUGAUUGUUUUAUUGCAAUAACAAAAACAAUAAGAAAUCCGCAUCAUAUAAUAGCAAAAUUUGUUAUAUUUUUCACUUUAAAACAGUAGAACUAUACUAACCCCUUUGC